Messenger RNA from Fundulus heteroclitus (mummichog), 784 nucleotides. The record is from the annotation of a RefSeq genome assembly. Lineage: Eukaryota; Metazoa; Chordata; Actinopteri; Cyprinodontiformes; Fundulidae.
AUGGCCCAUCAAGCACAUGCCUAUCAUAUAGUAGACCCAAGCCCAUGACCCCUAACCGGGGCAGUCGCCGCCCUUUUAAUAACAUCUGGUUUAGCAAUUUGAAUACACUUCCACUCUACUACUCUAAUAACACUUGGUUUAAUUUUACUCUUAUUAACCAUGUAUCAAUGAUGACGAGAUAUUAUUCGAGAAGGUACCUUCCAAGGACACCAUACCCCACCCGUCCAAAAAGGGCUUCGGUACGGAAUAAUUUUAUUUAUUACCUCAGAAGUCUUCUUUUUCCUUGGAUUUUUUUGAGCGUUCUAUCAUUCAAGCCUUGCCCCUACCCCUGAGCUAGGCGGAUGCUGACCUCCUACAGGAAUUACUACACUAGAUCCUUUUGAAGUACCUCUUUUAAAUACAGCCGUUCUCCUAGCUUCAGGCGUCACAGUUACAUGAGCGCAUCACAGCAUUAUAGAAGGCAACCGAAAACAAGCUAUUCAAUCCCUCACCCUUACUAUUCUUCUAGGGUUUUACUUUACUAUUCUUCAAGCAUUAGAAUACUAUGAAGCACCAUUCACAAUUGCUGACGGAGUUUAUGGCUCAACCUUCUUUGUCGCAACAGGUUUCCAUGGCCUUCACGUAAUUAUUGGAUCCUCCUUCCUUGCUGUAUGCCUGCUCCGACAAGUCCAACAUCACUUUACAUCACAACAUCACUUUGGCUUCGAAGCAGCUGCUUGAUAUUGACAUUUCGUUGAUGUAGUUUGACUCUUCCUAUACAUCUCAAUUUACUGAUGAGGCUCAU